GUUGUCGUCCCUUUCUCUGCUGAGUGCCCCGUCUGUCUGUCCGUUCCCUUGCUCGACCGCUCUUCUGCGUUUCGAACUUUCUUCAGCACCUCCGCCCUUCGCCCUUUUCGACGCCGACUAGGGUUUCAAGUCCUGUCAGUAGAGAUUACAGUAAGCCCACCGUCACCAUGAGAGAAAUCAUUAGUUUGAACGUCGGCCAGGCCGGUUGCCAAAUUGCUAACUCUUGCUGGGAGCUUUACUGCCUCGAGCACGGAAUCCAGCCCGAUGGAUACCUCACCGAGGAACGUAAGGCUGCCGACCCCGAUCAGGGAUUCAGCACCUUCUUCUCCGAGACUGGCCAGGGCAAGUACGUCCCUCGCACCAUCUACUGCGAUCUUGAGCCCAAUGUUGUCGACGAGGUCCGCACUGGUACCUACCGCAACCUCUUUCACCCCGAACAGAUGAUCACCGGCAAGGAGGAUGCUUCCAACAACUACGCUCGUGGUCACUACACCGUCGGCAAGGAGUUGAUUGACCAGGUCUUGGACAAGGUCCGCCGUGUCGCCGACAACUGCUCUGGCCUCCAGGGUUUCCUUGUUUUCCACUCGUUUGGUGGUGGUACUGGUUCGGGUUUCGGUGCUCUGCUUAUGGAGCGUCUCUCUGUCGACUACGGCAAGAAGUGCAAGCUCGAAUUCUGUGUCUAUCCCGCUCCUCAGGUCGCCACCUCCGUCGUUGAGCCUUACAACUCUAUUUUGACCACCCACACCACUUUGGAGCACUCCGACUGCAGUUUUAUGGUUGACAACGAGGCCAUCUAUGACAUUUGCCGGAGAAACUUGGGCAUCGAGCGCCCCAACUACGAGAACCUCAACCGCCUGAUUGCUCAGGUUGUCUCCUCCAUCACCGCUUCGCUCCGUUUCGACGGUUCCCUCAACGUCGACCUCAACGAGUUCCAGACCAACUUGGUCCCAUACCCCCGUAUCCACUUCCCUCUCGUCGCCUAUUCCCCCGUUGUUUCCGCCGCCAAGGCCUCGCACGAGAAGAACUCCGUGCAGGAGAUUUCCAUGUCCUGCUUCGAGCCCCACAACCAGAUGGUCAAGUGCGAUCCCCGCAACGGCAAGUACAUGGCCACCUGCUUGCUCUACCGUGGAGAUGUUGUCCCCAAGGACGCCCACCAGGCCGUUGCUGCUCUCAAGACGAAGCGCACCAUUCAAUUCGUCGACUGGUGCCCUACUGGUUUCAAGCUUGGUAUCUGCUACCAGCCCCCUCAGCAGGUCCCCAACGGCGACCUUGCCAAGGUCGACCGCGCAGUUUGCAUGCUCUCCAACACCACCGCCAUUGCCGAGGCCUGGUCGGCGCUGUCCCACAAGUUCGAUCUCAUGUACUCGAAGCGCGCUUUCGUUCACUGGUACGUCGGCGAGGGUAUGGAGGAAGGCGAGUUCUCCGAGGCCCGCGAGGACCUUGCCGCCCUCGAGCGCGACUACGAGGAGGUUGCCACUGACUCCCUCGAGGGAGAGGAGGGCGUCGAGGCCGAGUACUAAGCUGCUACUAGACUCCCUCGGGUCAGGGAGCGGUGAGCGGUCGAUGCGUUCUUUUCAGCAACUUGCUCGGAUUUGGGAUUCUCUUCUUGUUUGGCCUUUUCUUUUUGCUAUGCAUUUGACAUCAUGUAUUGUAAUUUGUUAUCAUUAUCACUGUGAAUAAGCCUCUCGUGUGAAUUUUGUCCAACGU
Molecule: messenger RNA, 1707 nt
Organism: Xylona heveae TC161
Lineage: Eukaryota; Fungi; Ascomycota; Xylonomycetes; Xylonales; Xylonaceae
Product: tubulin alpha chain
Exons: 7
Coding region: 168-1520 (450 amino acids)
Biological process (GO): nuclear division; microtubule cytoskeleton organization; nuclear migration by microtubule mediated pushing forces
Cellular component (GO): spindle; nucleus; microtubule
Molecular function (GO): structural constituent of cytoskeleton; GTP binding
Source: RefSeq, a predicted model, not a curated record